Molecule: messenger RNA, 798 nt
Organism: Paramuricea clavata
Lineage: Eukaryota; Metazoa; Cnidaria; Anthozoa; Malacalcyonacea; Plexauridae
Source: the annotation of a GenBank genome assembly
AUGGUAAACGCUCUGGCUUACAGAGAAUCGUGGAGAUGGAAGUAUAUGGACGACCUGACUAUUAGUGAGACCCUUCAUAUUGUGAAUAACUUGUGCUCUAGUAAUCUCCAACAAAGCUCGAAUGAUAUUUGUGAAUUUGUACACGAAAAGAAAAUGAUGCUGAGAAUGUUUGUCUGUUUCAAAAGAGUACCUCCAGUGAUUGAUAAUAUUACCAUCAACAACGUCCCAAUUGAAAGGGUAUCUACCUAUAAAUUACUUGGGGUUAAUCUGUCAUCAAAUCUUAAGUGGAAUGAGCAUGUCAAUAUGAUAACAAAGAAAGCUGCGAAGCGUAUUUACUCUGUGAGACUUCUGAAAAGGGCGGGCGUUGCAGAUACGGACUUGGUCACUUUCUACUCAACGAGCGUAAGAACAGUAUUGGAGUAUGCUUGUCCUGCAUGGUUUUACAGUACUAUUGAAUACCUUAGAGAACAAAUUGAAUCCAUCCAACGCAGGAUCAUGCGAGUAAUUUUCCCUGAUACUAGUUACCAAGAAGCCUUAGAUCUUGCUGGCAUCCCUCGGCUAUGUGUGAGAUUGGAAGACCUAUGUGACAUGUUUUUCUCCAACAUCAUGAAGGAAAACCAUAAACUACAUGGCCUUUUACCACCUACUUACCAAACUCAUUAUAAUACCAGGUCCCAGGCCUCUGGAAUACAAUUCCAGUUGCCAACAUAUAAAACUAAUAGAUCUCGAAACAAUUUUAUUGUCAAAUCUGCUGUGAAAUGGAACAAUACGAUUAGGAAGAACAUAGGGAAUGUAUAG